AUGUCCGGUGGUGGAUUUCUUAGCACAGAUAUCACGCAUCUGGACCAUAAAUUGCUGGAAUUGCUGCCACAAGCACCUAAUGGCCAUUUAUUUCGAGAGGCGUACCUUAGUUCACCAUGGCCUAAUGUCAAAGUCGAAGAACAGCGUUGUAAAAUAGUCGAACGUAAGCUGCUAUUUCAAGUUUGUAUGGUGGAAGAUAUUUCUAGGUCGAAGCUGUCGCAGAUAGACGAGUUUCAAAUGCGUUUGAAUCCUCGUAAACGUAUGGUGGAUAGGGUUAAUUAUUCUAAGCGCGAAGUUGUUACUGCUAUAGAUGUGGAUACAGAUGAGCCACAAGUAAAGGAUAGUUGUAGUGAUGUUAACCGUGUAUAUAAGCUUACGCUGCAGGAUAAAAUCGGUCAAUUGUUUUAUGCGAUUAAUAUUGAGCAUAUAGCGACACUAAAGACAUGUAUGCUCGGAGCGAAAGUGAUUGUUCUACCAGGUACAGUCUUCAAUCGAGGCAUGUUUAUGCUCACCAAUGCCAAUUUACGUACAUUAUUUGGCUUGAUACCGUCUUGGAAUGCUGACAAGGACCGGAAGAUCUGUACCUACUUAGAGAGCAAGCUAGAUGACGACCGCGAGGUACUGAAUGGGGCUAAUGGUAAACGUAAAAGAUGA
This is a messenger RNA of Eremothecium sinecaudum, 654 nucleotides long. RefSeq names its product Rmi1p (gene RMI1). NCBI's taxonomy places the organism in Eukaryota, Fungi, Ascomycota, Saccharomycetes, Saccharomycetales, Saccharomycetaceae. The coding region runs from base 1 to 654 and encodes 217 amino acids. The record is from RefSeq and is a predicted model, not a curated record. The transcript has a single exon.